CGUGCUCCUCGUGUGCAGCGCGUACGCAGCAGCAGUAGCAAAGCGCUCGUGCAUGCUGUGCCUGAUCCUGCUCGCAUCUGCGGCCCCAGGAAAGUAAAGUUUCCCACUGCUGGGCAUCAAAUUACUGGACUGUUCCAGCAGAACCUUGAUCAGUACUCUCGAAUCCGCUGCGUUAAUCCGUUAACAAAUCAAGCAUUCGCUAAUCAUCCCUCGACGCCAACGCCAUAUAAACCCAUCCAGUUCCUAUCCAUUCGCAUCGCAUCCCUUCGCUCCUGUGUCCAUCAAGCCGGCAGAGAUAGCCAGUAGCUGUGGUUGCUCAGCGUGUGUGUGGUUCAGCACUCCAGCUAGCUUCUGGUUAAGCUGAGCGAGCAGAUGGCACUGUCUCGCCGCAUGGCCGCGCCCGUCCUCUUCUUCCUGCUCCUCCUCGUCGCGACAGAGAUGGGGACGACGAAGGUGGCGGAGGCGAGGCACUGCCUGUCGCAGAGCCAUAGGUUCAGGGGCAUGUGCGUGAGCAGCAACAACUGCGCCAACGUGUGCAAAACGGAGAACUUCCCCGGUGGCGAGUGCAAGGCGCACGGCCUCGAGCGCAAGUGCUUCUGCAAGAAAAUCUGCUAGUGCACGGCGCUCUGCCGGCCUCCGGACGCCCAUUAGAUUGGUCCUGCCGUCGGGUUGUUUGCUCAUCUGUGAGACCGUGAUUGCCGGGCCAGGUGUCCGUUCUCGCUGCUGUUGUACGUACUUUCAUCCGUCAACUCUUCAUGUUGCGUGGUAAAUGUUUGGUCUGUGUUUCCCCUUUAGUUUCGCGAUUCAUUCCUAGAAUAAACUGCCUGCGCGUGCGAAGCAGCAGUGUGGUUCAGCACCCGUAGGUACUAGGUUGGUCGUUUCAGUUUCACUCAGGGUGACUGGUUGAUUUCUCGUGUAACCUGUUUGUGCUAGAAGCUGUAAGGUCCUCAUUCCAAUAUGGAUGUAAUGUAUCUGUGUGUGAUCGUUUCGUGUCAAA
This is a messenger RNA of Phragmites australis (common reed), 997 nucleotides long. Its product is annotated as defensin-like protein CAL1. The record is from RefSeq and is a predicted model, not a curated record. NCBI's taxonomy places the organism in Eukaryota, Viridiplantae, Streptophyta, Magnoliopsida, Poales, Poaceae. The coding region runs from base 373 to 615 and encodes 80 amino acids. The transcript is spliced from 2 exons. Gene Ontology annotation, biological process: defense response.